Apis laboriosa (Himalayan honeybee) is the source of this 3408-nucleotide messenger RNA. RefSeq lists its product as uncharacterized. The record is from RefSeq and is a predicted model, not a curated record. Gene Ontology annotation, cellular component: plasma membrane. Gene Ontology annotation, molecular function: GTP binding; GTPase activity; calcium channel regulator activity. Lineage: Eukaryota; Metazoa; Arthropoda; Insecta; Hymenoptera; Apidae. The coding region runs from base 902 to 2923 and encodes 673 amino acids. The transcript is spliced from 7 exons.
CGUAACUCGUUGCAUCCCAAGUUAUUUAUAUUUUAUCAUUAUAAUUUCGCGUUCGCGCAGCCGAAACUGUUGCAUCCGUUGGAGGAAAUAAUAUAUAAUUUUCUCAAAGUCUUCCUCUCCCAAAAGAGAUAAAGAAAUGGAAAAAUUGUUUCACGGUAGAUGGAGGAAAAUGAAAUUCCUUGGAGAGAUUGAUUUUUUUUUUCUCCCUUUUUCUUUUCACCGACACUCGUUUCGCCCGAUCAGACGAAUCGCGUUACUACUAUUAGUGGAUUAAUUUCCACGAAAAGGAAAAAUAUUCGCGAUAUUUUGUCUGAUAAUAGGAAACGUUAUCCGUGACAGUAUUCACAGUUUGGAAUUCUCGUUUAUUUUUUUUUCUUUCUUUUUUCGUCGCAUAAUAACAAGUACAACGAUUCCUUCCGAAUACACUUCCAAUACGUUUCUUCUACAACGAUUCAUCGUUUUCAGGCGGCCCUGUGCGUAAGGGUGAUUCAUCUUUAAUCCUGGCCAUCCAUGGAUAAAAUUCCCAAGGAUCCCCUCGUCCAGGCCUUUCUUCCAUCGACUGGUCGCGUCAUUCCCUAAUAGCAGUGCGUGAAAACCGUGAGAAGACCCGUGGAGGGAGGAGGAGGGAUAGGUUGGAGAUGAGAAUUCGAUCCGCUCCGGAAGAUUGGCGCGUUGCUCGGAGGAAACUCGUGGCAAUCCGGCACAACAAAGAGUCAACCGACGUUUCAUCGUGCUCGCACAACGAGGCUGGCGGAGGUUUCUCUAGCAUUCUCUUGCUAGAUUAAAAGAAAAGAAACAAAAAAAGGAAAAAAAAAAAUAAAAAAAGAAAAAGAAGGAAAGAAAGAAAGUAAUCGAGAAGAAAAGGAAGAAGAAUAUCCGUUAUCCCCCAACGUGGUAAGAGAUGGCUACGAACAGCCCGGGACAGUCGACACAUGCGAAAUCGCCUCGUAGUCCUCGCCAGCUACCGCAAUUGCCGCAAAUCCCGAUCGGCGGGCAGAGAAGCCCCACGCAAUUGCCCCAGGUGAGCAAGUCGCCUGGCACGCCGCUGGUGUUCGAGUUCCCCCCCGAGUAUUAUCCGGAAACGCCCAACACGAAUUUCGACUUCGAGGAGUUCGGACGGUUGAACGAGGCCGAGGCAAGGCCGGGGCAGAGGAGCCCGAGCUACUACCCGCGUCAAGGGUGCAGGAGUCCCAAGAGUCCUAGCGCGCACUCGCCCGGCAGAAAGUCGCCGAUAUUUCAAUUCGUCGAGACCCGUAAGAAUCUCGGCAAGACGAUGAGCUAUCCACCGAGAAGCCCCGCCUGUGGUUCACCCGCGGUCCCGACAAGAUCGCCCAGCUCCGCGGGUUUCGCCACCUCGAAGAAGCCUUUCGAGGGCCAUCGUAGGAACACUUGUUUCGGGUUAAACGGAUCGAAGUGGGAUCCUGUGUCGGCGACGAUGGCCGCGUCUAUGGGCCACGGAUCGUCCAGCCCGAAGCACGAAAAAACGGAGCAACGGGAGGGGAGCAACGCGAGUUACAAGAACGGGGGCGGAUCGAGGCCAUGUUCGGUGGAGGGGGGAGGGGGAGGGGGAGCGUCGAGGGAGAGAGGCGACAGUCCGAGCGGGAGGAGGGGCGGUGGGAAGAGGAGCAGUCAUUUUAAUCGCAGUCAAGGGUAUUUGAACGAGGCUGAGAACAGUCGGAGCGAGAGCCAAGAGGACGUUUACGGGAAGAAUGGAAGAAAUAUCUCGAGGAGGUCGACCAGCGACUUGACCGAUAUGGGGGACGCCGACACGGAAGUCACUCUGUUGUCCAGCCCUAGAAGGAGAGGAUCCAUGAAGGGUGGCCUCGCCUAUCUCGCGUCCAGACGCGGCUCCCGCGAUAGCCAGUGCUCCAAUUUGUCGAACGUCAGCAACGAGAGCGUGGGCCCGUUGAAUUUCACAGCGCACCCCCGUGCCAGGCAACGGAGAACUUCUAAUUUCUUGGAAUUACCCGUGCCGGAUCACAUCAGGCCACGAGUGCACAGCCUGCCGGAGAAAGCGUACAAUCCGAGAGCGGGGGAGGAUCUGUACAGAUUGCGGGCAUUCAGCAUCACCCAUAAAGGCGUCGUUAAUCGUGGAGAUUCGAUUAUCUCGAGGCGCAGCAGGAGCAAUACUUCGGUCAACAGUAGCAGAAAUAGCAAUGUCUCGGGUGAAAGAUCGCCGUUCGAAGGUUCCUGUUGCAGCGGGCAAGGCGUCGGCGCGGAUAGCACGGAGAGCGAAGAAAUGGAGGAGGUGUCCAAAUAUCGGGUGGUACUGCUCGGUGAUUCCGGAGUCGGGAAAACAGCCCUCGUCUCCCAAUUCAUGACCAGCGAGUACAUAAACACGUAUGACGCCAGUUUAGAUGACGAGUUCGGCGAGAAGACGGUGUCAAUUUUGUUGGACGGCGAGGAGUCAGAAAUGGUGUUUAUCGAUCAUCCGCACGUGGAGAUGAGCGUCGAGAAUUCUUUGUCCACCUACGAGCCGCACGCCUGCAUCGUUGUGUAUUCUACCGUGUCUCGUACGAGUUUCCAGGUCGCCGAGGAGAUUUUAAACUAUCUGUGGAGGGAGCAUUACACGCAAGAACGAUCCGUGAUCGUGGUCGGCAACAAAUCAGACCUCGCGAGAAGUCGAACGAUCACGGCCAACGAGGGUAAGCAGUUGGCGGCAUCGAGGGAGUGCAAAUUCAUCGAGACGUCCAGCGGUAUCCAGCACAAUGUGGACGAGCUUCUGGUAGGCGUGCUCAAGCAGAUCCGGCUUCGGGAGAAUCGUGACAAGAAGCUGAAACGGCAGGGUAGCAAGAGGAGGAUACUGUCGAAGCUGCACGGUAGUAAGACGGCGCUCAGCCUGAAUCUCGCUAGGGAGAUAUUGAACAAGAUGUGCUUGAACGACAGCAAGAGCAAAAGCUGCGAGAAUCUGCACGUGUUGUAAGGGGGAUGAUAGCGAUUAAAUGGAUCGAUAUUUCGAUUCGUUUCCUGGAAUGGAUCGCGCGAAUAAUGGGAAGGGAGAGGGCAAAGAUGGAAGAUUGUCGGCGGAAAAAACUUUGGUGGCGGAACGUUUUUAGUCGAUGAAAAAUCGGUAAUUUCGUCGUUGAAAAAACUGUGCGGUGGCGAAGUAUCGAUGGGAACGAAGCAUCGACAUUACAUUAAUGGAAAAGUUGCAUCAUCGAGAUCGGGGUUUCGGGGUUUAAGAGGAUUUUAUUAAAAUCGUUCGAGCUAAUGGAUGUAGGGAGAUGGCGGAGUUUGAAUUGGACACAGUGUACACAGAAAAUCGGGUUUUUCCGCGGAUAUCGAUUUCCAGCCGCGUUUUUACUCUCAUAACGAAUUCAGGAGCCUAUGCGUGCCACGUCCAGAUCCACGCGCAAACAAGAAAACUUUCACCAAUCCCUCUCUCUGAUCGAAUAAUAUUUGCUUGGC